Dufourea novaeangliae is the source of this 341-nucleotide messenger RNA. RefSeq lists its product as uncharacterized. The record is from RefSeq and is a predicted model, not a curated record. Bases 1 to 297 code for a protein of 98 amino acids. The transcript is spliced from 2 exons. NCBI's taxonomy places the organism in Eukaryota, Metazoa, Arthropoda, Insecta, Hymenoptera, Halictidae.
AUGUUUCGGAAAUUGCUGAGCAAGUCUGGACGCAGACUCCUCAGGGCUAUCAAGAAGCUGUCGACGAGGAGCCGGGCGGCAAAGAAGUCGCGAUACUUGACCACUUGGCAGUCGGCCAUGCCGGACUUCGAGACGACCUCUUUGUCGUGGUCGUUGCCGUCCCUCGAUGCGAAAAGCAUCGACACGUACACAACGUACGUGGCCGAGAGCUCGGAGGAGGACUGCGUCUCGACGUGUUGCUACUGCGACGAAUGCGAGGAAAAUCAGAGGAACGAGAACAUCGAGAACGAAAUGUGAUCGGACAGUGGCAAACCGUUCACGUGGAUUCGCCGUCGCGCAAC